This is a messenger RNA of Adineta steineri, 94 nucleotides long. The record is from the annotation of a GenBank genome assembly. Lineage: Eukaryota; Metazoa; Rotifera; Eurotatoria; Adinetida; Adinetidae.
AGCAGCUAAACAAGUGGAAACAACAAAAAGUUAUGGUGCUCAAAUAAAAAGUCUUGUUGGGUCAUUUUGGUUUGGAAAUAAACAGCUUGUUUAA